Messenger RNA from Colletotrichum navitas, 3800 nucleotides. RefSeq names its product amidohydrolase. Gene Ontology annotation, molecular function: N-acetylglucosamine-6-phosphate deacetylase activity. Lineage: Eukaryota; Fungi; Ascomycota; Sordariomycetes; Glomerellales; Glomerellaceae. The transcript is spliced from 2 exons. Gene Ontology annotation, biological process: N-acetylglucosamine catabolic process. The record is from RefSeq and is a predicted model, not a curated record. The coding region runs from base 457 to 3342 and encodes 961 amino acids.
CACUGUCUGCUGGACUCUGCAUAGACCAGUGUGCACGGUACUCUCGGGUUGACAGGGGGGGGACAAUAUCAGCUUGUCUGAUUCCUCCUCAGGAGCGUACCACUACAGCUAUGUAAUCACGCAAGGGUGAGCUCCUCAUUUGGCUCCACGCUCUCACCAUCCACGUCGUUGACCAGUUACAACGCCGAAUUCGCACCGAAGGAAACGAUUGUGUGCCCCUCCAGUUAGCACAUUCAGACGGCGAUGUCUGCACUUUGGUUGUGAAACACCGGCCGAUAAUCCACCCGGGCCAUCUGCCACCUUCUUCAUUGGGCAAAGGGCUCGGCCAAGCAACCUCAUCCUUCGGGGGGGCUGGAUUCCCAACCUUGAUUUAAUAACCUUCUUGCAUGAACUUUGACUUUUCUUUCCUGGUUUCUCGUCCUAAUCCAUUCGACCAUCGCCGAAUUGUUUGUCAGAAUGGAGUCGGAGAAGAGCGGCUUUCUGCCGCCAUACAGCGCCGCAGCCGUUCCGUCGCAUUCGGGUUCACGCCGCUCAGCAUCCCAACCUAAGCGGUGGCUGCGCCCCAGCCGCAGCAUGAAGCUGAUCGUCGGAUGUCUUGCAUUCAUCGCUUUUGCUCAGUGGAAGCAGCUGUCUCUGCUGCCCGCUCGCCAACCGUCGAGCAAUUUGUCCAUGGACCGCCUGCAACAAGACCUGGCAACUUGCGCCAAGCUGCGACACAAGCCGCAAGACCCAAUUGGUCUUGGCCGCAAGAAGAACGCCCGUUAUGUUGAUGGUCAGCGCCCGACGCUCAUUCGAAAUGCCACGAUCUGGGUUGGCGAGGCUGCCGAGGGAACGUCCCCGGAAGAUGCGCGCGCUGGCAAAGGAUACUCGUGGAUCACCGCCGACGUUCUUGUUGACUACGGCCUCAUUCAGAAGGUCGAGGCCGACAUCUCACUUGACUCUCUUCCCAAGAACACCCAGGUCUGGGAUGCCAAGGGCCGCCAGCUGACCAGCGGCAUUAUCGACAUGCACUCUCACGCCGGCGUUGACUCUCUGCCCGAGCUCAACGGCAACCAAGAUGUCAACGAGAUGGCGGAUGAUAUCACCCCGUACGUCCGUUCGAUAGAUGGCAUCAACCCGCUCGACCCACAGAUCCAGGUCAUCAAGUCCGGCGGUGUUACUACGUCGCUGGUUUUGCCCGGCUCUGGCAACAAUAUGGGAGGCGAAGCCUAUGUCAUCAAGCAUGCCGUCGGCAAGGCCGACGGCCGCACCGAGUUCUCGGCAGAGGACAUGCUGGCCGACCCUGACCGCAACUGGCGCUACAUGAAGAUGGCCUGUGGCGAGAACCCAAAGCGUGUUUACGGGAAGGUUGGCCACAGCCCCUUUUCUCGUCUUGGCGAGAGUUGGGAAUUUCGCCACGCGUUCGAGCAAGCCGCAAAGCUCGUGCGAGACCAGGACGACUGGUGCGACGCCGCAGACAAGUUCGGUGUUGGAAGCCAGACCUCGUAUCUGCCGCAGGACCUCAAGUGGGAGAGCCUCAGCGCUGCGUUGCGCGGUCAAGUGCACAUCAACACCCACUGCUACACGAUUCCGGAUUUGGAGGCAUUCGUCGACCACACCAAUGAAUUCAAGUUCGCCGUGCGGGCGUUCCACCACGCUCACCAAACAUUUUUGGUUCCCGAGAUCCUGAAGCGUGUUUGGGGUGGCCGUCCGCCCGCCUCUGCGCUGUUCGCCGACAACAUGUACUACAAGUCCGAAUCAUACGUCGGCUCCGAGUACGCUGGCAAGAUCCUUUGGGAGAACGGCCUCACUCCUGUCUACGUCAGCGACAACCCUGUUCUCAAUGCGCAGCACGUCCUUUUCGAGGCUGCCAAGGCUUACAGAUACGGUCUCCCUUACCAUGUCGCCCUGUCCAGCGUGACAUCUGCGCCUGCUGAAUUGCUUGGUCUUGGCCAGCGCAUCGGCAAGAUCAAACCCGGAUUUGACGCCGAUAUUGCUGUCUGGGAUAGUGAUCCUUUGAGUGUCGGCGCUGCGCCUGUACAGGUCUGGAUUGACGGGGCGGCCCAGUUCUCUGACCCAUUUGAGCUGAAAAAGCCCCUUGCCGGACCCAUCUCCCCCGACUUGACGCUAGCAAACAUCACCGAGGAGACCUUGGAUCUAAAGGAAGUCGUUUUCACUGGCGUCUCCAACGUCUGGCUUUCUAGCAAGAAUGUACUGUCGACUGGCGACGAGACUGUCAACGUCGUCUUCGCCAAUGGUGCUAUUAAGUGCAUUGGUGCCUGCGGCGACGAAGUUGCGGCCGCCAAGUCUGCAUCGAAGACUAUCAUCAACUUGACCAACGGUCACGUUACCGAGUCUUUUACUGCCUUUGGCUCUCUUAUUGGCCUCAACGAGAUUGAUGCCGAGGAAGACACUGACAACGGCCGUAACCCUACCGGAUUUUCGCGUGCGAUUGAUGGCCUUCUCCUAGACAGCAAGAAGCUGCACGUGGCCAAGCGAUAUGGUGUCACCAAGGCCAUUUCUGCGCCCAAGUUCACCGGUGGUCUGACGCACUCGGGCACUAGUGUCGGUUUCAUCACCGAUGCUUCGCAUGCUCUCGAAAAGGGCGCGGUAUGGAGCGAGGAUGUUGCAGUCCAUCGAACGUUGACACUGGCUGCCAAGAGAGGCGACAACCCCUCCAUCUCCAGUGCUGUCGGCGCACUCCGACACAACCUCCUGGAGGCGGUUGCAACAAACGACACUGGUUCGGACCCAUACUCGGAAGCUGCUUAUCUCAAGAAGGUUGUCAACGGGGAGCUUCCCCUGGUUCUGACGAUAAACAGUGCCGAUACCAUUGUGAGUGUGCUAAGAGUCAAGGCGACUGUCGAGGAGGCUCUCGCUGCGAAGAGCCAAUCCACGAAAUCGCCCAAGCUUCGUGUCGCCAUCAUUGGAGGCGCAGAGUCUCAUCUCGUUGCUUCUGAGCUGGCAUCCGCCGGCGUUGGUGUGGUCCUUGCACCGUUCCAGUCGUUCUCGUAUACCUGGGACCAGAGGCGUUCGUUGACCGGUGCUCCUCUCACAAACGGCACCGCCAUUGACGCUCUUCUCGACGCUGGGGUUCUGACUGCCAUUGGGCUAGAGGAGGACUGGCUCGUCCGUGACCUAGGACUUCUUGCUGGAAUUGCGCAGAAGAAUGGAAACGGUCGGCUGAGUGAGAAAAAGGCGCUGGACUUGGUCUCCUCUAACAUUUACGAUAUCCUUGGCAUCAAAGAGCCGGAGUCCGGGAAUGGUCGCCACUUUGUUGUACAUGAGGGCAGCCCCCUUGAUAUUGAAGGAAGAAUCCGCGCGGUUGGUAGCGGCCGCGACACGGUGUCUGUGUUCGUGUAGUUGGUUGGUGGGGGGGGGGGUAACACCGGCAUUACUCGGUCCAAACAGUAUUGCGACUCCAAGGAUCCAUAAUAUGUACAUUAAAGCCAGACUCCGGAACCGCGCGCGUUCCAAGCUCACAGUUAUUGCAGAUGCAUCUUACGCCUGACGGCAUCGCAACCAAAGUCACAACAGGGUUAUUCUGUUACGUAUGCUUAUGGAAGCAAAUUGACUCAACAAUGUCCCCUCGGCUUUGGCUGCCGUUGUAUCCAUACUGGGGUUGCUGGGCUAUCGCUCUUGUUCCCGCGCGGGUAUUACCAAUCCCGGACGGCGAAGAUCCCACGGGUAUCAAACGAUGACCAAUGAGAGGGGGCAGUGCGAAGCCAACUGAACAGGAGAAUACGCUAGAUGCAGCUAGUCAGGCCACUGCUAUAUGAGGUCUCCUGCCCCCACCACUCGAAACCACUUCUGAAGGCCCA